UAAAUGAUGGUUUAUAUAGAGCAAAAAUAUUAAAAAAUAAUAAAGAUUGUUAUAAUGUUUUCUACAUUGAUUUUGGAAACAUUGAAAGAUUCAAAUGUUGUAUAUGAAUUGGCUGAUGAAUUGAAGAAGCCUGGAAUAGCUGUUAAAAUAGGACUCGGUGAUUUAAAAAAUAUUCAAACAACUGAACAAAUUAAAGAUAUGUUUCAAACAUUUUGUGACGUCGGAAAGCCAUUUAUGAUUGUGUUCAAUGAAAACUCUGAAAAUUGUCUAGAAAAUGUCAAAUUAAAAGUUAUAGAAAAUGGAUCAUAUAUUAAUUCUAAAUAUUUAAUGAAACGUACAUCAACACAAACUGAUACAUCCAAAGUUAUUGAUCAACAGGCAAGAUCACGAAGUUUAAUUUUUUAUAAUGCUGCAGAAUCUGAUGGAAAUAAUGAAGAUGACAUAUCUCUAAUAAGAUCUGUCUUACGUGUUAUGACUCGUAAUAUUGCUCCAGCAUUAGUCACUAGACUAGGAAAAAAAACAAGUGAACCUCGGCCACUUAAAGUUACUUUUCAUGAUCCAUCAGAUAUUUUUAUUGUACUUAAAAAUAAAUACAAACUGUGCACUUCAUCUACAUUCAGUUCCAUUCAGAUAUCUACAGAUCGUACUAAAAUGCAACGAAAUGAACUUCGUGAUAUCAUAAAAAAACUCGAUGAACGUAAAGCAGCCGGUGAAUCCAACAUAGUGUUGAAGUUUGACAAAGGCGUUCCAACCAUUUCAAAAUACUAGAUUACUGAAUACUAGUAAUCGUUCUAGAGGUGGGGUUGUUCUCUUAUCAAUGAAUAAUAAAUUUCAUUAUCGUUUAUUACAUUUA
Metopolophium dirhodum (rose-grain aphid) is the source of this 853-nucleotide messenger RNA. RefSeq lists its product as uncharacterized. NCBI's taxonomy places the organism in Eukaryota, Metazoa, Arthropoda, Insecta, Hemiptera, Aphididae. The record is from RefSeq and is a predicted model, not a curated record. The transcript has 4 exons. Bases 55 to 768 code for a protein of 237 amino acids.